GAUCUGUCCGGCUCGAUUGAUGACCUCCCCACUGGGACGGAAGCCGGUCUGGGCUCAGCUGUUAGUGCCGGCGGCUCCUCCAGCAGCAGCAGUAGCCAAGGGGAGCAGGGGGGGGUUGCCAACCAGGGACAGUCCCCCUUCUCUCCCCACGCUUCCCCCCACCUCCCCGGCCAGAGGAGCGGGCCCUCUCCCUCCCCUGUGGGCUCGCCUGCAGGCUCCACUCAGUCCCAGCAGUCACGAUCAGGCUCAGGACCCAUCUCUCCUGCCAGCGGACCCUCUGUCAACAACACGGCACCAGGUCCCACUAUGGCCCCACAGAACACUGGGAACGGACCAGAUGGAGCUCACCCACCAAACAACCGCUCACCUAUGCCUCAGGACAGAGGAUUUGUUUCCAACAUGCAGAGGAACCAGUCUAGCUCUCAGUUUGCUUCUCCUCAGUCUGGACCUCCUAUGUCCCCCCAGACCUCACCUGGGGGCCCAUUGUAUCCUGGGAUGGGUCCCUACUCCCAGAGCGGCCCGCCAGGCCCUUAUGGACCUCAAGGAUCACAAUAUGGACAACAAGGAAACUACCCUCGGCCCUCUAACUAUGGUGGGACAGCCAGUACCAGCUAUAGCGGCCCCGGCCCAGGCAUGAACAACAGUCUAGGGAUGAAUGCUAGCAGCCCCAUGCACGGCCAGGGGCCUGGCCAACCCGUACCUGCAGGGCGUAGUCAUGGUCCAGGAAGCCAGAACAGGGUGUACCCCCCCAUGGCUCCCAGCUCCCCUGGAAUGCCCCAACCUGCAGGGCCUGGGAUGGGCCCCCCUUCUAUGGGAAGCUCUAACCGCAAGACCCAGGAGGCAGCAGCAGCAGCAGCUGCCAUGCCAGGAUCUACAAAUUCAAAUCACAAUAGUCUGUUGACACCGAUCUCCAGGCGGCCUCCAUAUGCGAGGUCUCCGGCCCAGAUGCAACAAAUCCAACCCAACUCCACCCACUGGCCUGCACCCUACUCUACCUCUUCCUGUCCCACAUCCUUACCUCCACCCAGACCUCACCAUCCACUCAUUCUGCCACCCUCCCAUUCACAGCACUAUAGGCAGGGCAGCUAUCAAGGUCCUGGCAUCAGCCCACCGAGCACCAUGACCGCCACUGUCCCCUACAGCCAGCCAACAGGAAACAACAGUUCAGCAAUGGGAAACACACAAGGUCCAGCCUACAAUAUGCCACCUUCAGGAGCCAUGGGCGUGUCAGGAGACAUGAUGAUGAGCCCAGAUGGAAAACCAAAAACAGACCUAAAAGAUGACAGCGGCUCUGCCAACAUCAACGAGCCUCACAAACCAAAGCAGCUACAGGACAGCUACAGCAACAAUAACAGCAGUGGCUCCCAGCAGUGCGUGUCCCAGCCGGCCACGCCAGGAGGUGCCCUGCCCGUGCCCUCCCCCCUCUCACCCAGCCCUGCCAGCCUGUCCUCCUACCACGGAGACGACAGUGACAGCAUCAGCAGUCCCCCCUGGCCCCUCAAGACCCCCUCCAGUCCUAAAGCCAACCCUAACUCCUCCUCCAUCAGUGGGGAGCGAAUCACACGGCUGUAUGAGUUUGGUGUGGAACCAGAGAGGCGGGUCUGGGUGGAGCGAUACCUCACCUUUAUGGAGGAGAGGGGCACACCUGUCGCCCAGCUCCCUAUUGUGGGCAAGAAGCCACUGGACCUCUGGAAGCUCUACAUCACAGUUCGGGAGAUAGGAGGCCUCGCCAUGGUAAACAAGAACAAAAAGUGGCGCGAGCUGUCCGGCACCCUGAAUGUGGGAACAUCCAGCAGCUCGGCCAGCGCACUCAAGAAGCAGUACAUCCAGUAUCUGUUUGCCUACGAGUGUAAGAUGGAGAGAGGAGAGGAGCCGCCUGCAGACAGCAGCAGCAGCAGCAGCAGCAUGGCUGGAGGGGACAGCAGGAAGCAGGUCAAGAUCCAGCCACCCUCACCCGCUAAUUCAGGCGGCUCCCUCCAAGGCCCUCAGACACCUCAGUCCUCUGGCAGCAGCUCUACAGCAGAGGCAGCAGGGGAUCUGAAACCCCCCACACCUGCCACCACCCCUCUGGGACAGGUUACAGCCCUGCCCCCCAACAGGAGCAGUGUGAGUGUUCAGGACCCCUUCUCAGAGGUGAGCGACCCUGCCUUCCAGAAGCGUGCUACCUCUCUGCCCCCCUCAGCUCCCUACCAGCAGGGCCUCAGCAUGCCUGACAUGAUGAUGAGAAUGCAGUACGAUAGCAAGGAUCCCUUCGCUGGGAUGAGGAAGAUGGCAGGAGCUGAUCCCUACAUACCCGGUCAGAUGCCCGGCAGUGGUAUGCAGGAAAUGUAUGGUCGACCUCCACCAGCCUUGAGCAUGAGCCAACGCUCUCAGUACCCCUACGGGCCAGGCUAUGACCGGAGGCCGGACCAUGUGAUGGGCAUGGAGGGGAGUAUGGGUCCCCCUGGCAGUCAGAACAACAUGGGACCAUCUAACAGUGAGGGCAGUAUGUACUCUCCCAGCAGAUACCCUUCCCAGCAAAGACAUGAUGGCUACGGUCAGCAGUUUCCUGCCAUGCCAUACGGGAUGCACCCAACAGGGAUGUACCCACAGCAACAGGGCUACAAGAGACCCAUGGACGGCAUGUACGGCCCCCCACCCAAGAGGCAUGAGAGCGACAUGUACGCCAUGCAGUAUGCCAACCAGCAGCCGGACAUGUAUAACCACUACGGCGGGGGGUACUCUGAACACAGACCCCUCCAGGGACAGUUCCCCUUCCCUUAUACCCGUGACCGCAUGGCCCCCUCUGGUCAGAGCCAGCACAGUAUGAUGGGCGGGGGGCCCACUCCAAACCAUGCUUCAGAUGGCCCCAACAUGUGGCCCUCCAGGACAGACCUUGGCUAUCCCUACCCCAACAGACAGGGCCCCCCCUCACAAAUGCCACCAUAUGGCUCAAUCAGCAGAGAUGAAAUUGACGGACGGCCCGGGCAGGAGCCGUGGCACCGUCAGUCUCCCUACAUUUCAUCAUCAGGUGGGAUGCCACCCCUGUCUUCACGCCAACCAUCUCCUUAUUCCAACUCUUCAGCCAUGGCCAACCACCUGCCCAGAGCCCCCAGCCCAGGGGCCUUCCAGCGCUCCAUGGACUCUCGAAUGUCGCCCAGCAAAGCAGCGUUUAUGUCGCCCAUGAAGAUGCACAAGCCAGGGAUGAGCAUGAUGGGCCCUCAGGUUGGUGGGCCCCUCGGUCAGUUUCCUCCAAAUCUGAGGCGGGACCUCAACUACCCACCAGGAUCUGUGGAGUCCACCAUGCUGACCCUGAAGCCCAAACGCAAGAUCAGCUCCAAGGACACUGGAACGCCUGAGGCCUGGCGCGUAAUGAUGUCUCUGAAGUCAGGCCUGCUGGCAGAGAGCACAUGGGCUCUAGACACCAUCAACAUCCUGCUGUACGACGACAACACGGUGGCCUCUUUUAACCUCUCCCAGUUGCCUGGAUUCCUUGAGCUGAUUGUCGAGUAUUUCCGUCGUUGCCUGAUCGAGAUCUUCGGCAUCCUAGAAGAGUUCGAGGUAGGGGCCGUGGCUCAGAAGCCUAUAUUGGAGCCUGCUGGUGACCAGAAAGAAGAAGCCAUCCCUGUCCUGGACACAGACUCUACUGUCCAUCCUGAACCUAAAUCUCCACAUGCACCAGAGACGCAAGUGGAGCAAGCAGGAGGCGUCAUGGAGGAAGCGUUACAGGUCACUGCAGAGCCAGAGUCGGCUGAGGUGAAAGCUGAGAAGGAGGAGUCUGAGGUGAGUGUAAAGAAGGACACCCAUGAAGAGGACAGAGAGAAAGAGGGAAAAGAAGAAGAGACUGAAAAAGCAUCCGAGAGCAAAAAGGAGUGUGUAGACCAGCCUGUUUCAGAGCUAGAACCCAAACCUAAACAAGCCAGUAAAUACGAUAAGCUACCAAUCAAGAUUGUCCACAAAGAGGACCUUCUUCAGGACAGGACAGAGCACUUAGGCUACGUCACUGAGUUCACCAGUGGGUUGCUUCACUGGCAGGCAGGUGGAGGCGAUUCCACCGCACACAUUCAGACACUGUUUGAGCCCCGGAGUGAUCCCCCUGCUACAGCGGAGAACAAGACGAGCAAAGACAAGAACGAGGAAAACAUGGGGGACGAUGGAAAUAAACAACCUUUGAAACAUAUCACAGCUACCAUCGAUGAUGUUCUCUGUGCACGGGUGGACGCUCUUUCUUACUCCCACCCUGCGCGCUCCUUGCCAUCUUACCCCUUUAGGGUGCAUUCAGACGGAGAGAAAGACCACAUCACCCUGCUGGAGGAUGAGCCUCGCUGCCUAGACGAGGCUCCGCUCUCCACGACCUCAGCCUGGCAGGAGUCUCUGGCCAAGCGUUGCCUCUGCGUCUCCAACAUAGUCCGGAGCCUCUCCUUUAUCCCGGGGAAUGACUCUCAAAUGUCGGGCCACCCGGCUAUGGUUCUCCUUCUUGGCAGGCUGCUCCUGCUGCACCACCAGCAUCCAGAGAGGAACAGGUUGCCUCCAACCUACCAGAGAGAUGAGCAUCAGGAGCAGGGUCUGUCCAGCAGCAAAGAGGAGUGGUGGUGGGAGUGUCUGAGUCUGCUCAGGGAGAACGCCAUGGUCACUCUGGCCAACAUCUCCGGCCAGCUGGAUCUCUCCUCCUACCCCGACACUAUCUGCCUUCCAAUCUUGGACGGCCUCCUCCACUGGAUGGUGUGCCCUUCAGCAGAAGCCCAGGACCCCUUCCCCUCAGCAGCUCCCCACUCUCAGCUCACGCCCCAGAGGUUAGUGCUCGAGUGCCUCUGCAAGCUGAGCAUUCAGGGCGGCAAUGUCGACCUCCUGCUGGCCACCCCGCCUUUCAGCCGGCAAGAGAAACUCUUCACCGUCUUGAUCCGCUACGUUGGUCAGAGGAAGGCGCAGGUGUACAGGGAGAUGGCCGUGGCCGUCCUCGCCCACCUGGCUCAAGGAGAACCCACAGCUGCACGUGCCAUAGCCAUGCAGAAAGGCAGUGUUGGUAAUUUGGUAGGCUUCUUGGAGGAUGGCGUUAGCAUGGCGCAGUACCAACAGAACACUCACAGCCUGCUGCACAUGGGGCACCCGCCUAUGGACCCACCUAGCAUAAACAUGAUGUGCAGAGCAGCUAAAGGCCUGUUAGCCAUGGCUACGGUGGAGGAGAACAAGACAGAGUUUGUGCUGUAUGAAAGCAGAUUAUUAGACAUCUCCAUCUCCUCGGUGCUCAACACAGGAGUGGGGUCUAUAAUUUGCCAAGUUCUCUUUCACUUAGGGAAAUCAUGACAAAAGGAGAGGCAGGACUCGCAUGACGGACCCUAAGUUGGACAAAAUAAUUUUGUUUUCUAUUUUUAUUUAUCAAAACGACAGAAAAUGUUUGUUUUUUAAAGAAAUAUCCACAUAAACAAAAUAUCUCUAUAUAUGUAUAGCUUCGGGGCCCUGUUAAAAAAAUAAGUGGCUUUGGGAUUUGAAAGCUCAUUUUAAUACAAAUAUUUAAUACCUGCUGGUGUUGGAUUGCUAUGUUUGAUAUUUCGUUUAGCGUUUGUUUUCGUUCGGUUACUUUUUCAGCCAAAGCUGCCACCAGAUUUUGGUGCUGAAUUACGUGGUUCUUUUUGAGUCGACGAGUCAUUGAGAUGUUUUUCAGUUUUAUAAAUGCUAAUAUACUCAUCAACAUUUUGUUAACGGAGAGUAUUUAUUUAAAAUGUGACACUGUACAGUAGUUUGAACUUUUUGCCAACACUCAUGGGGGAAAAAACACUGACUUUUUAAAAUUGUAAUGUAUAUGUUUCCAUUGCUGGAAGAUAAUUUGUGCAAUAGGACUAGAGCAAGUUGUCCCUUUCCGAUAACAACAAGGAGAUGUAAAUGUUUAAGGACACCUGCAGUGUGUGCUUAGGGCCAUGAGGAGGCAGCAUUGCACCAGCCAAUCAACAUGAGAGGAGCGGGUCUGUCUAAAAAAAGUACCUAAUUUAUCAGUCAUAGCCUCAACAACGUUCACAGAUGGACUUUGUGUUUGCUAAACACUUGUGUUAUGUCUGUAUUUUUUCAUCACUCUGUAUAUAAAUGGUACAAUGGACGCAUAUGAUGCUUUCAGUCUCAAUCAAGCAUAACAAGAGAUGGGACUUUGUGACUAUAACAAAUGCUUUUAUUGUUGGUAAAAUUUGUUAUUGUUAUUAUACAUAUUUUGUUAAUGGGGUCAAAUAUUUGAACAUUGCAGAUGUACCUGAUGUUUCAAUGUAUAAAUUCCUGUAUGCAUUGUAUUAUAGCUGAGAAAACAAUCGCUUUGGUAAUCAAAUGUGGAAGUGCCAGGGUGAGAGGAUACGUAGGUGAGGUUACUUAAGAAAAAACUGAACACAUUUCUGUUUGUUACUGUCCUCCAUUCAUGUCAAAGGGCAUAUUUUUGAAUCUAGAUAAUGCUCUAAAAGAAACGUGUGAAAAGAACUUUCAAAAUGUCCUGAAAGCUCAUUGUAAAAUUUGCCUUUUUUUCGUAUGACUCCAUGUCUCUCUUUUAUUCAGUAAACACAUUUAUACUCUGUGCUGCACAUGUCACAAAUAAAUGUAUGAUCAACAUUGUUAAGCAUCGGCGACGUUGCAUUAUGUCCAGACAAUCUUAGGCCAAUAAAACAAACAUCAACUGCUGA
Labrus bergylta (ballan wrasse) is the source of this 6635-nucleotide messenger RNA. Lineage: Eukaryota; Metazoa; Chordata; Actinopteri; Labriformes; Labridae. The record is from RefSeq and is a predicted model, not a curated record.